Molecule: messenger RNA, 8158 nt
Organism: Vitrella brassicaformis
Lineage: Eukaryota; Vitrellaceae
Source: the annotation of a GenBank genome assembly
CGCUCCGUCAGUUUCUGUUCAUUUUGCCCCUCCCGGGGAGAUCUAGUGAUAGAUCUGGGUGUGUGGUGCGUUUGCUGGCGAAGAGAGGCCGUCCGUCCCGCGUGCGAGUGAACCACAUCAGCUCCACGGUAGUGAGAGCAUCCAGCCUGCCGCCGCACAGCGCAACACCCCCCAGAGGGCCACCGCUGCGUGAGGGAGCCAGCGAGGGAGCGUCCGGCCUUCGGUGGUGCGGAUCGACCUGCCAUUCUCAGCUCCGGCCUUUGGUCACGUCCGCGGCGCCUUUGCUUUUGCCGAGCCGCAGGGGUGACGUUUGUGGGGUUUGGGUUGCUGACUGACCCUCAUCGUCGCUGUUCGAGGACAGAACUGACAUCACUAUCACCUCCGUCGUCCAUAUGGACCAGGUGGAUCAAACUACUCCCGCUGUGGAGAUCCCCGUGGAGAUCCCCGUCGAGUCUGCACCGACACCGGCCAGCAUGCCCGAGGCACUGUCGGUCGAUGUGACGGGUGCCGCGGCGGGAACACCAGGUGCGGGCCAGGGGGGUGUGAACCCGGCUGAGAACCCCUUCCACAAGACCAGAUACUGCCGAUACUGGCUGCAGGUAGGUACACUCACACAGAGAGAGGAGAUAGUGGUCAGCCUGUUUGUGUGGCUGGUCUGCCAAUCCGUGCUGACCUGACUGACUACUUCCUGUCGAAUGAUCGAUUCUUUUGUUGAUUGAUUCUCUCUGUGCUGUGCUGCAGGGCAAGUGCCUGAGAGGUCCCACGUGCCGCUUCGCGCAUUCCUGUAGGCUCAGGGCAUCCACACAGGGGGAAAUGGUGUCUCAUCGGUUGCUUCUCUGCCUUUGUGUGGUCGUGUGUGUAGGCGACGAGCUGAAGCAGAAGCCAGAGCUCAGGAAGGUAUGCCCACAGGCAGUGAGGCCGGCAAGCCAGCGCGUGUACACACCUGUUGCCCGUGUGAUGUCAUGUCAUGCGUCAAUCAGACCAAGUUGUGCGAGGAGUUCAUGAAGGGCCUCUGCGACGACCAAAACUGCAACUUCGCCCACGGUGAGUUGUGUCAGGCAGACAGGCAGGCAGGCAGGCAGGUACCAACACGACUGGCGGCACGGUGGCAUUGUCUGUCUGUCUGACGUAUAUAUGUGCAGGUGUGAAGGAGCUUCGUUCGACGGAGGAGUUCUACAAGACAUCGCUAUGUAUUUUUUGGAAGAAGGGCCACUGCGAACAGGGGUGAGCCAGCCCAGCCAAGCAAAACAGACAGACCAAUGACUGCACACACCCACACCCACAUUCACACGCCCUCCCCUGCCCUGCCUUGCCUUGGCUGCCUAUGUGUGUGCAAUGCAGUGCGAACUGCCGCCACGCCCACGGCCCUGAGGAGCUGCGUCCCAAGAAGGCCCCUCCCCGCCGUAGGGACAGCCGGGAGAUGCUGGGGCGGGCCGGCAUCGGCCCCUACCCGCCAUACAUGCAGCAAUACGACUCCCCCAUACGAGACGGCUACAACAGGAUGGGCAUGGGCAUGCAGCGCACCAGAUACCCUCCCACCACCAUGGCGCACCCGCCCUACCGCCGCCCCCGGGGCGACAGCAGCGGCCAAAUCUCCUCCACCGGCAGUCGGCGUGACGACAACAUCAUGCCCAUCGCCGGCAGCCCCGCUGCACAGCGACAGAUGCAGCAUCACCCGCAGGAGCAGGACCAGGCUCUGUCCAAGUCGGAGAUGUUUCGCCAGGAGAUGGAGAGAAGAGGCCGGCCCAAGAGCCCCGGGGCACUCUCCGACCCAGGCGACGCUGCACGCCGGGUGGCCAUGAUGCAGGGCCAGGAGCACCGCGUCGGGGAGGUGGGCCACGAGGGUGGCGUGCCCAUUCCGCAGGGCGAGGGCGGCUCCGACAACAGCGACCCCACACAGACGCGCGACCCCGAGAGCGCCGAUGCCAACGGUGCGCGGCUGCGUCCCCUGGAGCACGAGAAGGAGGUGAGCGGCAGCAUGGACCACAGUGAGGAGCCCGAGCCGGAGCACCGCGGCCCCUCCCGCAGCAACAGCGGCAAGGUGCGCAGCAGGAACGGACGCAAGAGGGGCCAGACUGGCGACAUGAUCAUCCCCGAGGGUGGCUCUCCUGGCGUCGGCAUGGCCAUCGACAACAAGGGCGGGCGGCGGUCGUCGGGCCGCUACGGAGGCAGCAAGGCAAGACACUCGUCCUCGUUCUUCCCCCCCGCUACUGCUGAGCCCGUCAUGGGCAUGGGUGCCAUGCCGCCAUACCAGACGUCGCCCAUCCAGGUGUUCCCCUCCGACGUAGCUGCCGGGGCGCCCGCGUAUGGGAUGCAGGGUGGGUGGGAGGGCUACCCGGGCGGCUACUACGACUACCCCUACGCCAGCCAGCCGGCGCCACGCAUGGAGGACUUCGGCUUCCAGCAGGGCGCCCCCAUGGCCCAGCGCAACGCCAUCGUCCAGAUCACGCCAUCGACUGGCGGUGCAUACCCGCCACCACCCCCCAUGGCACCCCCUCCCCCACCGCGCACCAACUACCCACCGCCCCCUCCUAGUGGCGGCCACUCGACCCAGAAGAUGCAGCCGGGGCCGCCUGGGGCGUUCCACCACCAGCAGCAGCAGCAGCAGCAGCCCGAGUUCGACAUGAGCGGUUAUGGGUACGGGCAGGCGGCAUACGCAACGUCGCCCAUGUAUCGAAUGGACCAGGCCGGCCCGGGGAUGUUCGCGAUGGGCACGGGGCCCACUGGUGUGUCGGACGUUAUGGUUAGUGGCUCACAGGGAUACCCUCCCAUGCCCAUGCACGGACAGGUGAGUGAGUGAGUGAGUGAGAAGGGCGGGAGGGCCAGUCAGGACAUUGACUGAUUGCAGAUGAGUGAGUGUGUCUUCCCUCCCUUGUGUGCGAAUGCAGCCUCAGUCGGAGAUGCACAUUCAGGCCGGUCCUCCCGGGAGCUUCCCUCCCCCUCCCCCCGCCACCGACAGCGGCAUCCCGCUGCACAUGCCGUCCCUCCCACGCACCUCCCACCCGGUGCCCUUCGUGCGCCCCGCAGAGGUGGCCUCCACGCAGCGCACCCCCACCGCCACGAACAGCGAGGGCCGCACUCCCCCCGGCGGCGAAACCACCAGCACCACUGCCGGCAGCUACGCAUACAGCCCCGCCGGCUUCGUCACGGUGGCGGGCCUCUCGUCCCCCUCGCCCGUGCAGUCGACCAAUGGAGGCGGCCACUCGAGGCAGCGCCAGCAGAGGAGGAGCGUCACCAACCAGGCCCAACAGCAGCAGCAACAGCAUCAGAUGGCCCAGCCGCCGCUCCCCCAGCCGCCCUCGGUGGUGAGCACUCCCAUGCCGUCGACGAGCAUGCCGAUGGCGCAGCAGUCCCCCGUCGGGGCGCACGACGCCUCGCCCAUCAUCUUCGUGUCGCAGCAGAGAUACGAAGAGUGAUCGACAUAACAUGCCCACUCACAGACUGACAGACGGGGAGGGAGGGACGGAUGGAGGGGGAGGGAGGGGGGUUUUGCGUUGUGGGUGUUGGUGUGGAUGGGUGUGGAGAGAGGAGAGGCUGGACGGAGUAUCGUGAGCCAGCCCAUGUGUGGCUUUAAUUGAGUUGUUUGGAGGGAGGGAGGGAGGGAGGGGAAAGGGCUGGGUGCGUACAAUAUCUAUCUUGUCUGUAUCAGCGAGUACCGUAUAUAACUAACAUGGAUCUAUUUCAUGAUGAGUGAGUGUAUCUUCCUAUCUAUGGCCGUAUGUACGUCUGUAUGUCCGUAUGUCUGUCUGUCUGUCUGUUGUGUGGCCGACACCACCAUCCACCCCACCCACCAAUCCACCACUCCAUCCAUCCAUGCCUGCAUACGCAUUACGUUCACACGUAUCGUACCGUACCUUACUCUACACGGGUGUCUGUAUGACAAUGGUGCAUAACAUAACAUAACCUGUAUAUUCACUCACUACCACUACAGGGCAAAGGGGGCUGGCUUGUGGGGGCGGCCGGCCGGCCACAUGGUUUUCAACACAGCGAGCAAGCGGGAUGGGCGUGGUGGGUGUCGGACUGGGUGUGUGGCGUCACACACAUUGGUGUCAUCGCAACCAGCCAGACAUAGUACAGUCCCUAGCUAGUUACGUCGGUGGUGGUAUUGGAUGGAUGGACGGAUGGAUGGAUGGAUUGCUGUCGGUCUAUCCAUUUAGUCUGCCGCGUAAGUGUACGACGGCCGGUCUACGCACCAACACAAACAACAGCACGGUGGCUCAUCGAUGGAUGGAUGGAUGGACAAGCCGACCAGGAGUGAGAAUAGAGGUAGCUGUGAGGCAGGCAGGCAGACAGCCGCAUAUGCCCACUGUCGGGCGGGGGGUGGUUGAUCGUACGGUCCAGUACUAGCGAGAGAGAGAGAGAGAGAGAGAGAGAGGAGGGGUUACCUGCCUCAGCCUGCGGAAAGACAGAGCGAUUCGCACCACCAUCCAUCGUCCAUCGCUCCCGAAUCGUUUUUACGCGUGAUUUACAUCCGGGCGGGGCGGGGCGGGGUCUGCAUGAGAGCGAGCCGUCAGUACUGUCCAUGUGUACGUGCGGGAGUGGGUGUAAAGUGUUAGAUGGGGCGUGGCGUGGCGUGGCGAUGAUUGUUUGAUGGAUCAAUGGCUGGAUCAGUCAGUCGUGAGAGUGAGCUGUGAGGGUGUGUGUGGAGGAGCAUCAAUCGCAUCCCGUGUGCAGGUUGCCGUUUUAUCCACCCAUGCUCCUUCUAUCUAGUGUACGUGUUAUACCUGUCUGUGUUCCUGUGUGUGGUGCUAGUGGUAUGCUGUGGUGUGGCGUGGCGUGGCGUGUUAUGAUGCUCUCUCCAUGUGCGUGUGUGUGUGUGUCGGCCCUGUCUGUGCGCUGUACAGCGUCCCUCUGUUGGUGCAUUUGUGCAGACGACACUCUACCUCGUUCAUGAUGACCAUGUGGUGUGUGUAAAGGCCUAGCUACCUGACCCCACCCUCCCUCCUGGCUGCCUGCCUGCCUGCCUGCCUGUGUAUGUGUGUGUUCGAUUGUGCGCCACUCCACUCGUCUGUCUCGAGCCAUCAAUAAUUUUCGGGGCGAGAGCCUCACCACCUCUACCACUACCACCGCUGAAGGACGUCCAGGUGUGUCUUGUGUUUGGAUGAUCUGUGCUGCCUGCCUGUGAGUGAGUGAGUGAAUGACAUUUGCUGAACGUCUGUGUGCUGAGUUGGGUCGGUGGGUGCAUUGCACAAUGCAUUUACAUACCGUACAUGACAUGGGCUCCGUGGGGUGCCGUGCCGUGCCGUGCCGAGGGAUCCGUAUGCAUGCUUUUCGUUUUUCGCCGUAUUCACUCACUCAACUCACUCACCUGUGUGGCUGUGUGUGUGCGGGGUAGGGGGGAGGGUGCCCGCGUGUGUUCCAUCCAUCCAUCCAUCCAUCCAUGGGUCUGACUCACUCACUCACAUGUACUGUAUGCCAUACAGCGCAUUUACACCUUCACACACACACAGACAGACACACCCCGUAAGUAAGUAUACGUACUGCCUAGUAUGUGUUCGUACGUACAUAUCCAUGACAUCACGUACACAAGUGAGUACCACUACAGGGCAGGGCAGGGCAGGGAGAUAAAACAGAUAGAUACAGGGAUAUAUGGGAGGGGUGAAUUAGUCGGUGUGGUGUGGUGUGGUGUGAGCUCUCUCUCCUCCCUACCUUCUUCCCCCGUCUGCUGCCCUUUCCCGGUCCACUGAAGCACUGAUCCGCUCUCGCAAUGGCCGCCAUCGGAAGACGCACGACGCACGACCACGCACUCUCAGAGAGCCAGCCCCUCAUUCGCUCAUUGUGUUGUUUGGUCGGUCGGUCGUUAGUUCGGUAGGGUAAGGCGCGGUGCCCGUGUCGAUAGGUAGGCAGAGUGACGGGGGGAGGGGAGCAACGCACGGCACGACGGGCGGGCUCUCGGGUGCGGCUGGCUAGACCACAAGAAGGCGGGGCGGGGCGGGGCGGGCGCAUGUGAGGGGUGGUGGGGUUGUCGUGGGUUGUGCCAUAGAUAGUCAUGACACAUAUAUGCACUUACAUGGAUUCAUACGCAGCAGAGAGGGAGGGAGGGAGGGAGGGAUCGCCGGCUGGCUGGGCUGCGUCCUUGCCUGCCCGCCCGCCUGCAUGUCUUCGUGCCUGGCUUGGUGUGUCCCUGUGAGGUCAUUAUGAUCGCACCCACACGCGCACACGCCUGAGUACCUACGGUACGGUACGGUAGUCUCUGUGCGUGCGUGUGUACCGUAGUGGCCCGCCAGCGAGGUUUUUCCCUGAUUCCUCUCUGACAUGCCUGUUGUGUGUGUCGUCCACCAUCCAUUCCAUUCCAUUCCAUUCGGUGUUCGGUUCAUGUAUUCGUAUGCCUACCGGCAUUGAUUGCCUGGAUUGAUGCCGAAGGCGGCACUCACUGCUUACGUUCCAUCGCAUUACUCUGACUGGGGAGAGGGGAGGGAGGGAGGGAGGCUCUGUGUGUCUGUCAGCCGGUGUGGGUGCAUUCAUUCGUUCAUAUACGUCCGUACUGUCUGUCUGUCUGACUGAAUGUGUGUGUGUGGUUGCCUACUGCCUGCCUGCCUGCCUGUUCGUUCUAUUUUUCCCGCUUACAUGCCAAGCAAACGACAUACACACUAUGACGUUCAUGCCAAUCUUCGCCCUGCCUGCCUGCCUCUCUCCAUCUUGCGACACUGUCUGCCCGUUCUCUCUCGUCUCUACCUGUCUGUUGAUCGCUUGAUGCCAUCGGAUGUGGUAUUUUUAAUUCGCCAAGCGGCCGGCCUCCUGGCGGGCACGGCAGCAAGGAUACAUACGUUGCUAUGGGUGCCCUCUGACUGAGAAUCGACUUGGAGCUUCCUCACACACGGAGGCAGGCAGACAGGCAUCGCACGGUCACCUCGACCGACUUGAUGGCAGUGGCAGCUGGCUCUGGUAUUCUAUUCAUUCAUCCACUCACUCGGUGUCUGUGUGCCUAUUCUUUUAUCACAUCUCCGUCAGCCAGCUUAGUGUGUGUGGUGUGGUGUGUGGUUGGGCUGUCUGUCUGUCUGUCUGUCUCGUACUUGUCUUCCAGCCUGCCUGCCUCCCUCCCUCCCCGGCGGCAGGCAGGCAGGCAGGCUGGGAGAGAUGUGGUAUACUAUGGUAUGCUGUGGUACUCUACAGGCGCGCUACACACACACACACACACACACAGAGGUCCCUCACACACAUGGAUGGAUGACGCUUCGCACACCCUGAAGUAGGCUCUGGGGCGCUUCUCUCUCUCUCUCUCUCUCUCACACCCCCCAACACAUUGGUUUCCUUCCGUGUCAUGGCUGUUAUGUUAAGCCUCGUGUGUUGCGUUUUAUAACAGGGGCGGGUGCAUGGGCGUGGGGGCGGGUUCUCUUUGUCGAUCGAUCUCUGCAUGUAUGGCGGAUGGAGGGUGGGUCGUGAGUGUUACUUUCAAUUCGUGUCUGACCGUUUCGUACAAACACCGUGGUUCCGAACCGUUGUCUUUCUUACAUGGCUAUCUGUUUAAGUGUUUCUUUGUGUUUGUGUCUGUGGCGCUGCUGCGGAAGUGCAGAGUGCAGGUGUGUGUCCCAAGCUAAGCUCGCUUGAGGCACAGACAGAAGAUAUGUAUGGGUCAUUUUUGAAGGAUGGAUGGACCGACCCACGCGCAGCCCUGUUAGCCAUGAAUGGAUGGGUGUGUCGAUCGAUGGAUGUGUGUGUGUAUGUGCGUGAGUGCCUUUAUAAAGCCUGCCCGCCUGUCGUCGCAUUUGCCUAGCUGCCCUCCCUCCCUGCCUGUCUGCCUGACUGUCUGCCGGUCACGGCAUUCAUUUGCACGGAAGCUCCUUGCCUCCACGGCCACUCACUCACUCACUCACUGUAUUCACCACAUCAUCACAUAUAUUGCACCAGAGGAGCAAGGGGCCCUUCCUUCUCGGCUUGGCUUGGCGUGUGUGUGUGUGUGUGUGUUGUGUGUGUGCCUAUGUGCUGUCUGGCGUCUCUCAUACCUACCUACCUGUAUCGCACUCGUCUCUCUCUCUCUUGUCUCCUCCUGAGAUCUGUGUGUGGACACAAGUGUGUGUGUGUGUGUGUAUGUGAGUGUGCGCGCGAGAGAGUUGCUGAUGAUGCGAGACGUGCGAAGUCACUGCAUGGUAUACCAUGAUGAUUGAGUAAACGAGAGCAUCACAUUGCUCGCCUGGUCGUGGGGUGCAUCAAAGUGUCU